Messenger RNA from Purpureocillium takamizusanense, 1633 nucleotides. RefSeq names its product Low-specificity L-threonine aldolase. Bases 224 to 1387 code for a protein of 387 amino acids. NCBI's taxonomy places the organism in Eukaryota, Fungi, Ascomycota, Sordariomycetes, Hypocreales, Ophiocordycipitaceae. Gene Ontology annotation, cellular component: cytosol. The record is from RefSeq and is a predicted model, not a curated record. Gene Ontology annotation, biological process: glycine biosynthetic process; L-threonine catabolic process. The transcript has a single exon. Gene Ontology annotation, molecular function: L-allo-threonine aldolase activity.
GGAAUGAUAGAUAAGUAACGCGCAAUCGACCUCGUACUUGUCCGAUCAGGCUCCAUUGCUAUCAGUCACGUCGUCAUCCUCGAUUGACUGGCUUUGUCCACACGGCUUCGCUCGCUGGUCGACUGUCGAUCGUUGUUUUGUACCCCAAGGAAAGAGAGACAGAGGGCGAGAAACAGAGAGAGGCAGUGGCAGAGACGCGCAGAAGGAAAGGGCAUCACGACAGAUGGCCGUAAUACACGAGACGGGCUACGACUACGACGGAGGAAUCGACCCUACACAGGCACACGCAACGACGGAGAGACAAACAACGACGACCGCUACGAUGCCCGACUCAACCGUCUUCCCGCCCAAGGAAAAGUACAGCUUCCUCGACGACUACUCGGAGGGCGCGCACCCGCAGGUGCUCGAGGCGCUCAUCACGAGCAACGGGACGCAGGAGACGGGAUAUGGCAACGACAGGUACAGCGCGGCGGCGCGGCAGCACAUCCGGGAGCACCUGGGGCGCGAGGACGUGGGCAUCUUCUUCGUUCCGAGCGGGACGUCGGCCAACGCCAUCUCCAUCGCGGCGUGCCUGCGGCCGCACGAGGCCGUCAUCGCGGCCAGCUCGGGCCACAUCGUGACGCGCGAGACGGGCGCGGUCGAGGCGAGCGGGCACAAGAUCAUCAACGUGGCGCCGACCAACGGCAAGCUGACGCCGGCGAGCAUCGAGAAGGCGCUCGACGACAACUGGCACUACCCGCACAUGGCGAAGCCGCGGCUCGUGUACAUUUCCAACGCGACCGAGGUGGGCACGGUGUACGGCAAGGCGGAGCUGGCGGCCAUCAAGGCGCUGUGCGAGGAGCGCGGGCUGCUGCUCUUCAUGGAUGGGGCGCGCGUCGGGGCGGCGCUGACGUCGCGGGUCAACGACAUGACGCUGGGCGACAUCGUGGACCUGACGGACAUCUUCUGGAUCGGCGGGACCAAGAACGGGGCGCUGCUGGGCGAGGCCGUCGUGGUCAAGCACCCGCAGCUGGCGCAGGACUUUGAGUUUUACGUCAAGCAGCACGGGUCGCUGCUGGCCAAGGGGCGCAUGAUGGGCGUGCAGUUCGCCGAGCUGUUCCGCGGGGACCUGUACUUUGAGCUGGCGCGCCGGGGCAACGCGGCGGCGGAGAAGCUGUCGCGGUCCGUCGUGGGCGCGGGCUACGCGCUGCGCGCCGAGACGGAGACGAACCAGGUGUUUGCGGUGCUGCCGCUGGGGCUGGUCAAGGAGCUGCAGCGCGACUUUGCCUUUUACGUCUGGGAGAAGUGCGGCGCCGAGUGGGCCGUCGUGCGGCUGCUGACGACGUGGGCGACGGACACGGUGCAGCUAGAGAAGUUUAACCAGACGGUGCUGAGCUGGGCGCCGUGAGGGGGGGAGGGGAGGCUGGAGGGCAUUUCGUAGGCGGCGGUGGUGGUGAUGGGAAUCGUGAUGGUGGGUUGGUGUUGAUGACGCUUACUACCUUAUAGUACUGCUGAAAGUUACACCUUGCACACGAAAGGUGUUGGAUGGGUGACGUACUGGCGGCUAUGGCUUUUUCCACGCAUUACAACUGCAUUAUCAUUAGUACCACAUUAGAGCAUCAGCAUCAAUAAACGACACAAGCUUGCACUUCGU